GUAAUGUUCACCAAUCAGCAAGAGGAUUCUGAAAGAUGUGAAAGCAUGGAGUUGGACAAUAAAAUCAGAGAUCUGAUCGAGAGGAAUGAUUCUCCUGAUCUUAAAGGGGCCACCCCAGGAGCCACACCAGGUCACAGAAAUUCAUGUUCUCUAAAGACUCCAGGAAAAACAGCUUCCAUGGCAUAUUGCCUACAGGGCACAACUAGAAUGAGUGCUGCAGAAAGUUCUUCGGAGCACGGAGAGCAUGAUCAAUCAUCAAGCAGAAAGAACUUGACAAGUUCUCUUGAACAAAAGAUAAGGUGCUUGGAAAAACAGAGAAAAGAGCUCCUGGAAGUUAACCAGCAAUGGGAUCAGCAAUUUAGAAGUAUGAAAGAGUUAUAUGAACGAAAGGUCGCAGAGCUGAAAAUGAAACUGGACGCCGCAGAAAGGUUCCUCAGCUCGCAGGAGAAGGAGCGGCUUCAAAGUCAGAGAGAGAGCGACCGGCUGCACGACCAAACCCGCCAGCGGCUGCAGCUCGAGGAGAAGGAAAAGGAGAGCCUAAGUGAAGAAUUACAUGAAUUGAAGAAAGAAAAUAAGCUUUUGAAGGAAAAAAACACUCUUGCGAGCAAGAAGAAGGAACAGUAUGAAUGUGAAAUAAAGCGCCUCAAUAAGGCUCUUCAAGAUGCCUUGAAAAUCGAGUGUUCUUCAUUUCCGGAGGAUUGUUUGGGAAAAUCUGAACUGGAGUGCAGACAUAAGGAGAUGAGAACAGAAAUGGAAGUUCUCAAACAGCAGGUGCAAAUAUAUGAAGAAGACUUCAAAAAGGAACGAUCAGACCGAGAAAGACUUAAUCAAGAGAAAGAGACUCUACAGAAAAUUAUUCAAACUUCUCAAUCCGAGUUGAAUAGGCUGAAUUCUCAGAUAAAAGCUUGUCAGAUGGAGAAAGAAAAACUCGAAAAGCAGUUAAAACAGUUCUACCCACUUCCAGUGAACGGACAAUAUUAUCCUCCUCAGAUGUAUUUCCCAAUCUGUAACUGUGGCUUGAAUUUCCAUCUGUGGGAUCCAUGCACACUGGCAGACCCUGGGACUGCACAAGAUCUACAUAAGCACCCACCAGACUAUCAGUGGUAUGCUCCUGACCAGUUUCCGCCAGAUGUGCAGCACAAGGCAAAUGGCUUCUCCUCAGAAAAGAAAGUCAAUCAGUAGAAGCACACACACGUGCAGAGCGUACGGGCGGAGGGAGAGCUUGGCCGAGGGCCCUCAUUUCUCUUUUUCCCGUGGCUUGCGUCUGCACAACUGCGUACCAUCUACUCCAUUAUUUGUGCCCGGCAGUGUCUCCCUGUGGCAUGGAUUGAGG
This is a messenger RNA of Prionailurus viverrinus (fishing cat), 1333 nucleotides long. It is a transcript of the gene TNIP3, whose product is annotated as TNFAIP3 interacting protein 3. Gene Ontology annotation, biological process: cellular response to lipopolysaccharide; regulation of transcription by RNA polymerase II. Bases 4 to 1182 code for a protein of 392 amino acids. Lineage: Eukaryota; Metazoa; Chordata; Mammalia; Carnivora; Felidae. The transcript has 13 exons. The record is from RefSeq and is a predicted model, not a curated record.